Xiphias gladius (swordfish) is the source of this 2049-nucleotide messenger RNA. RefSeq names its product interleukin-6 receptor subunit beta. The coding region runs from base 66 to 1307 and encodes 413 amino acids. Gene Ontology annotation, biological process: cytokine-mediated signaling pathway. Gene Ontology annotation, molecular function: cytokine receptor activity; cytokine binding. The record is from RefSeq and is a predicted model, not a curated record. NCBI's taxonomy places the organism in Eukaryota, Metazoa, Chordata, Actinopteri, Istiophoriformes, Xiphiidae. The transcript has 8 exons. Gene Ontology annotation, cellular component: signaling receptor complex; membrane; external side of plasma membrane.
GUCAGACAGAGAGCGCUCAAGCUCUGAACGAUCAUGGGAGCUGCAGAGAUUUGCCCCAUACAAGUAUGUCCUGUACCUUGCUCCUCCCUGCUGAACGCUGCUCCUGCGCUCUGACAGCCUCCAACUCUGCCGGGACCUCGCCAGAAGCCCAAAUAUGGCUCCUGGGAGCUUCUGAGACAGAGCCACCCUGCCCGAGCCAAAUCACUGCAAGUCCACUGGAUGACAACCACCUAGAUGUUAGUUGGACAGCCCCGGUCGAUCGAUCAGCGAGCGGCUUUGCCGUGGAGUGGUUUGCUGUCAGAGAGAAGAACAGCAGCAUCCUGCACUGGCAAACCUUGAAUAGUUCCCGUACGACGCUUGUCAUCACAGAGGGAGUAAAGCCGAUGGAGCGUUAUGCCGUCUCUGUCAAGGCGCUGUAUGACGGGCGAGGGGCAGGGAAGAACAGGACGCUUCACAUUUACACACGCCAAGGAGCGCCAUCAGCUGGUCCUAAUCUGCAGGUGCAACAGAUCUCCGGCGGGACAGUGGAGCUCAGCUGGAGUCCCAUGCCUGUGGAACUGCUCCAUGGUUUCAUCCACAACUACACACUCCACUACACCACCGCAAACCAACCAGCCAGGAGCGUGUUUGUGCCUGGUCAUGUUCACCGUUACUCUCUGGAGAACCUGUCGCCUGGUAACUACGACAUCUUCAUGCAGGCCAACACUGACGCCGGCGCCGGAGCAGCUGGGCCCGUAGCUAAUGUGCACAUUGACUCUGAGGAAAUCUCGACAGUGAUGUAUCCCGUCCUUCCUCUCAUGCUGACUUCAGUGGCACUUGCACUGAUGGCCUGCCUGGCUCAGAAUAAGAUGGUGAAACGGAAGCUGCGUCAGUUCGUUCCUGACCCUUCCAACAGCAGUCUGGCCCACUGGAACCCAACAACCACCUUUGAGAGUACGAAGCCGCCUUCAGUACUAGAGACGCCUGAAAUGAAAUGCUAUGAAGUUAUACUGCUUGGUGAAAGUGAACUGCAGAAGCCCAGCCUGGAUCAGGUCACCAGUCAUCAGAGCGUCUGUAACCUCCGAACAUAUUCUUCCCACCGGUACCCUCCACCUCCAGUUUCAGGGUCUCAGACACCCCAAAAUACCAGAAUAUCAGAAAAGAAGUUCAACAGGAGCCCAGUCAGAGCCAAGACGAAUUCCAACACUGACCUCUCCAUCUACUCCAGCGUCGUCCUCUCUCAGACUCUCAGAAAUCCUCCUGCACCCAUCUUGCCCCCUUCUUAUCGCCAGUCCGACAAGUGGCAGCACGGCAGCUGUCAGCGUUAGUGAGGUUAAGCUGCAGCUAGGUGGAGACAGUGAACCACCUGAGGGCAGGAGGGCAGGAGUACCACAAGAUCGGAUUCUCCUCUUUCUCCAGCAGGUGAACUGAAAAGCUUCCGUCUUUUUCUGGAACAGCAUCGAAGCCCCGCUUCCUUCUCUGACUUCAGCAGUAGCUCUCAAUCCCCUGUCUUACUUUCUCACCCAGCUGAGGUCACUUCACCCAAACACCGUUUUCCCUAAAGCAACUUUAACUCGGUCUCGUCACCCCAGGCUGGCACCUUCCCUCAGCCCAAUGCUCCUUCUGACAAUUUAACAUCUUUUCUUCUGCCUGUUUUUGUGGAUUUCCUUUACUGUCCUGUGGAGUGUGACCAUUACAUCUCGAGUGCUGUUUAGUUUCAUGCAAGGGAUACGCUUACUUGAAUUUUUCUACAGUGUCUUUAAAAAAAAAUAUGCACACCACCUUUGACUUAUGAAAAUGGAUUGUUUAUCAGGAACAGAUUUUGCAUUUUAUAUUUUUAAUUAUUUUAGAUCAGUCUGAUUUGUUUUUCGCUAAGAUUUUUUUUAAAUUCUCUGUAUAAACAGAAUUAAAGGCACUGUUUGAUAUUUUUGGAAAUACACUUGAUUGCUGUCUUGUUAAGAUGAGAAGAACGAUACCACUUUCAUGGCUCUACGGUGAAUAUCAACCGCCAGUUAGCUUAGCUUAGCAUGAAGACUGGAAACAGGGCAAAACAGCUAGCUUGGCUCUGCU